UUCCAUGUUUUUUAAGGCUAGAAGAGUCUUCAGUUCGAAAGUGAAACUAACUUUUAAUUUAGAUGCAAGUCAGUCUACCGAACUCAAGUGUGACAGUCAGUCUACCAAACAAAACUCGGCUUGCGUAUUGUCGAUACAGUCAGAAACGAAAUAUUAAUUUAAGAUUAGGGCCUUAUUCCGCAGUGAACGGUAAUUUACAAGCGAUACAAUUUGGCGACAUAGCUGGUAUCUUCUCAGGAUGCGCUCUUUCAUUGUGUAUGUAUUGGUCUUAAGCGUCGACUUUGUGGCAUUCUGUGUUUUAGAUGAUAGGUUAUCUCGGUGGUCUGAUCAAGGGAACGCGACGGCUUGUUUGUGCUGGCAAUGGGUAGCGACAGGAAUAAGAUGGGUGCUGUUGAGCGGAGUGGUUUAUUGGGCUAACACUGGCUCCAGCGUUGUGCUAAAGCGUUGGCUUACAACUCACUGUUUGCUUGGUUCUCUAUUCAAGACUGGGCAAUUCGUAUUGCUUGGCAAUUAUCCGCUGGGAACAGCAUGGCGUUGGUUAUCAAAUGUUCUUGCUGCUGCAUCUGCUACUUUGUUUUGGGAGUUCUCGUGUCCUGACAAAACUGAUGGAAGUAACGGAAAACAGAAAACGCAAAAGGCACGCGUGCUCUUUCAGCGAGUCAUUCUUCUUUACAGACCAGACUACCUGCUACUGAUGGGGGCGUUCAUCUUCCUCACACUAGCUGUUCUGUGUGAGAUGUUCAUUCCUUUUUACACUGGCAGAGUGAUUGACAUCCUACAGUCGCAGUACCAGUGGAAUGAGUUUGUGACUGCAAUUCUGUUCAUGGGCCUCUUCUCCUUAGGAAGCUCCAUCAGUGCGGGAUGCCGAGGGGGGCUCUUCAUGUGUGCCAUUAAUAGUUUCACCUUCAGAGUGAAAAUCAUGCUGUUCAGAGCCCUCAUGAAUCAGGAAAUUGGUUUCUAUGAAACUACAAAGACAGGUGAUCUCACGUCUAGGUUGUCAACAGACACCAAUCUGAUGGCACGGGCGGUGGCCCUGAAUGUCAAUGUCAUAUUACGGAGGUUCAUCAAGACCUUGGGCAUGCUCUCCUUGAUGCUAAGCCUUUCCUGGAAGCUCACGUUGCUGAUGCUGAUGGAAACACCAAUAACUGGCUUGCUUCAGAACAUAUACAACACAUUCUACCAGAAACUGUCUAAAGAUGUGCAAGAUUCUAUUGCACGAGCCAAUGAUGCUGCAGAAGAGGCCGUGUCAGGCAUCCGCACUGUUCGAGGGUUCAACACAGAGAGGAGUGAAUCACGCCGCUAUAACGAUCGCCUGAUGGACACUCACAACCUGAAGAAUCGAAGGGAUACCGUCAGGGCAGUGUACCUGCUUGUGCGAAGGAUUACAGAAGUUGGCAUGAAGGUGGCCAUGCUCCUCUAUGGCAGGCUAAUCAUUCAGUCUGGUCAGAUGAGCACAGGGAAUCUGGUGUCCUUCAUCCUGUACCAGUCUGACCUGGCAGACAGCAUUAGAUCUUUAAUCUACAGCUUCGGUGACAUGCUGAACUCUGUGGGCGCUGCUGGUAAGGUCUUUGAGUACCUGGACAGGAAGCCUGAGGUGAGCACUGAAGGAAACCUUCAGCCUGAUUCUCUGGAGGGACGUGUCCAGUUCCAGAACCUCACCUUCUCCUACCCCACCCGCCGUGAUCAGAAGGUGCUGACGGACUUCUCUCUGGAGCUGAAACCUGGACAAAUGACCGCGUUGGUGGGGCCUUCAGGUGGGGGCAAGACCACCUGUGUGAGUCUGCUGGAAAGAUUCUACCAGGCCCAGGAGGGAGAGAUCCUCCUGGAUGGACAGCCACUGCAGACUUAUCAGCACAAAUAUCUGCACAGAAAGGUUGCCAUGGUGGGUCAGGAACCUGUGCUCUUCUCAGGUUCUGUGAAAGACAACAUCACCUAUGGGCUGGGGAAAUGCGAUCUGCAGCGAGUGCAGGACGCUGCCCGCAAAGCAAAUGCCCAUGGCUUCAUCUCCCAGCUGGAGAAAGGCUAUGACACAGAUGUGGGAGAGAGAGGAGGUCUGCUGUCUGGCGGCCAGAAGCAGCGCAUUGCCAUCGCCAGGGCUCUGAUCAGAGAGCCACAGGUCCUUAUCCUGGAUGAGGUGACCAGCUGUCUGGACACGGAGAGCGAACAAGCGGUCCAACAAGCCCUUGCCUCCUGCCCCAAUCAGACCCUGCUGGUGGUUGCUCAUAGGCUGAAGACCAUUGAGAGGGCGGAUCAGAUCGUAGUGAUUGACAACGGGGCAGUAAUUGAGAAGGGCACUCACAAAGAACUAAUGGAAAAACAGGGCAGCUACUACAGGCUAAAAGAAAGGCUCUUCACUGACAGUUAACAAAUCACAAACUGUACAACAAAUCUUGCACCUUUGAUUCAAACUGUAUUUAAGUUUGUAGAAAAUAGCUCAAUAUGUGUUUGUUUUCUUUUUAAGCAUCUGUUCUAGUUGCCUUGUCAUUAUAAACAACCACAAGAGUCAUAGGUAAUGCAGUAUUUUUAUAUCAUUAGCAAAAGGCCUUCAUUGUUCUAAAUCGGUGCCUAUGUUUAGUCAAACAAGCCGAUUAUUUUUUCUUUUAUUAAAAUGUUUGCUAUUUUGUAUGUAAUGUACCUUCUGUGGUAACAAUAAACAAUCAAAUGAUUUUCAUCCA
Clupea harengus (Atlantic herring) is the source of this 2675-nucleotide messenger RNA. RefSeq names its product transporter associated with antigen processing, subunit type a (gene tap2a). Gene Ontology annotation, molecular function: ATP hydrolysis activity; ATP binding; ABC-type oligopeptide transporter activity. NCBI's taxonomy places the organism in Eukaryota, Metazoa, Chordata, Actinopteri, Clupeiformes, Clupeidae. Gene Ontology annotation, cellular component: membrane. Gene Ontology annotation, biological process: transmembrane transport. The record is from RefSeq and is a predicted model, not a curated record.